AUGGUCGCGUACAAAAGUGUCCCUCUGUUCGGCGGCGCAAUCGUCAGCGACCUGCCCGACCACUUCGCAGACGUGAGCAAACUCCGAGAAGUCCCGGACAACCAAGAGGUCUGGAUCGACAAGGACGGCUUCACCAGCAUCAUCUUCGACAUCACCGAGCGCGUGGGCGGGCCUGGAACCGGACCCGAGAUCGACGGCCGAGCCUUGACGACGCACCUCGAGGAGCUCGUCGGCGGCGACAUCGAUACCACCAAGGUCUGGAACACGGCCGAAACCGAGUUCACCAAACUGGAUGGCAAGUAUCCCGCCUAUACCCUCUUCGCAACCCAGUCGCCCAAGGUCGGCAAGUCCCAGGAUAACUCAUCCCCCGACUUCACCGCGAUCUUCACGACCCUCAUCCGUCUCGAGAAACUGAAUACGGACAUCCUCAUCACGGUCAACGUGCCCCAUAUCCAGGGCGAAUACGACGAGGAGGACAUCGACCUCGAGCUGGGUAAGCAGGGUAAGCUCAUCGGAGAUGCUGUUGAGUACUCGGCGCGUAUUUGGGACAGCUUCAAGAUCAAGGACUGGGACCUUUUUGGACACGUAUAG
Clonostachys byssicola is the source of this 591-nucleotide messenger RNA. The record is from the annotation of a GenBank genome assembly. NCBI's taxonomy places the organism in Eukaryota, Fungi, Ascomycota, Sordariomycetes, Hypocreales, Bionectriaceae.